AUGGCGGGUACCGAUCAAGAGGUUGCGCCGAUCGGCGUCGUCGAUGUUGAUGCUGUGGACACCCCACCAACCCAGGCGAUGGGGACGUCAGCACCAGUUGUCAGCGACUCAUCGACGGCCAAACCCAAACGUGGCAGUGGGGCUCAGAAUCAGGGCCGUUCCAUCAAAAAGUUGCGGGUCAUCAUCGGGCCGACCGAACCUUCUCUGCAGAGUCGCCGCAAACGGCGCCCAGCAAACCGCAACAGCAGCACCUUUGUCCGUUUUGUCACCUGUCGACUCUGCUGUCAACCUGAGUCGGAGGAGGCCUGCUUCCUGCGGGUGUAUUGCAGCACCAUUGACAGCCGCGUCAACUAUCGCGUACUGCCCAUUGUGCCGCAGACAACGGUGGCUGAUAUCAUCCGGACCAUCUUAACCAUUCACUACAUUGAUCCCGAGCAUGUGGCUGACUACGAACUUUGUUUUACGCCCAAACAAGUGGGCGGCUCCUCACGCGAUCUCUCCCGCGUUCUUCCCAUGGAUCAAAGCCCCUUUCUCACCAACCUCCAUCACGAGAGCGGCCGAAUUGAAAUUCGUUCGCGCGUCGACUGGCCCAGUAUGCGCACCACGGGCAUUCCUCAGAGCCUCACGUUAGGUCCAGACCCCGGCUGGUCUCCGACCGAAGAGAACGGAUCCCCUCUGCUGUUUAGCGAUCGCAUCGCCCCCAUCCGGAAGCUCAAGUCACAGCAUCCGCUCCCGGCGCUCCCCAAUGCUUGGACGUUCUAUCCCGACCGUGAACCUACAUCCUUUAGUCCGGCAUGUGGCGCCCUGUCACCGCUGCUGGCUGUGGUGCGCGACAUGAGCGAACCUGCCAAACGCCACGAGCUUCCGACCGGCCAAGCAGACCUGCAAGCCCUCCUGGCAGAUGCCGUGCCCUUGACCGACUCGGCCAUGCAGCACGUUCAAGUCCUGAACAUGGGGCGUCAGGAGCUGGCAUUUGUGGUCCUGCGUGCAGAGGAGGCCGGGGAGCACGAGUGGCUGUUCGUGCCGUUUGUGCAGGGCUUACACGUCGAUGAUCAUGUUGUUGAGGCUCACAAGCCUCUGCUCAUGCCCCGGGAAUGCGAAUUCGGCUUGGGCAAUCACGCCGUUGGCCUGUGUGAUCCUUCUAGUACUGGUACCAAGUGUGCUGCAGUCCAAGAGAUGCGGUGUGAGGCCGCCGUGCCUUCACCGCCAACAGAUGCUAAAGAUACUGCUGCUUGGGAAGAAUGGUGGGCAAAGCUACACGAAUGGCAGACUCUAGCGACCGAUCAGCAUCGAGCGGCUAUGGCUGCGGAGCAGGCUGCUGAAGCACAGCGAGCUGCCGCGCAUCUCGAGGCAGAGCGCGGCGCCGCUGAACGGCUUCGCCAGCAGCAGCGGGGCGACGGGGAAGUCCAAGAUUCGGCUGACGAGAGCGAUGCGUUGGGUGAUCUCAAUUCGAGCUUUAGUAGUACGACUGGUUUUACCCCGCUGCUGCGCACGGAAAGCCAUGAUACCAUCUGCUCCACGUUGCUGGAGGGGGAGGGUGAAGACGAGGAGGAGCGGCGCCUCACACGGGACCGCUGGCGAUUGCUCAACACCAAGGUGUUGCAGCCGUACAAAGUUGGGGUGCAGAUGGACAACAUGCGCCGCCGCUCAUCCCAACAAGAGCCCAAGCAGGAGAUUGAUGUGCCGCAUCUCUCUCGCGUUUGGCACCGCCUCAUCAGCAUUAUCAUGGCCGUCGAGAAGGCACGCGCCUGCGACGUUUUGAACCGCAUUGAUUCAACCCGCGAGGGCAAGUUGACGCGCAAGGACAUGUACGCGGCAGCACAGCACUUUGGUCUUGGGUUCUCCCCGCAAGAGGUCAACGCGCUUUUCGAUGCACUGGACGAGAAUGGCGACAACCGUCUGGAUGUGCUUGAGUUUAGCCGCGUGACACCGCAUGCUGGAAGCGUGGUGGAUCGAGAUUCAGGGGCUAGCACACCCACGCCCGAACCGAACCAGUUGCUAGAGGAGGUUCAAGAGCAGCUUCAGGAAGACCAUUCGACCCCGAUAGCGGUGCAAGAUGACCACAACGAGGAUGCAAAGCCCGGCAUUGAAGUGUUGCGCAUGCCACAUCUUGAAUUCGACGACCCACUGCCGGUGCGGCUGACGGAGCUGCUGCCAGCGGAUGCGCUCCUCACGAUUGCUGGCGGGGUCUGUUCUGCUUUCUCUGUCCUGUAUCCUGUGUUUUGUGCCCUUGUUCUGGUUCAUUUCCUGUAUCUGUAUCUGUAUCUGUAUCUGUAUCUGUAUCUGUAUCUGUAUCUGUAUCUGUAUCUGUAUCUGUAUCUGUAA
Messenger RNA from Monosiga brevicollis MX1, 2325 nucleotides. RefSeq lists its product as uncharacterized. Gene Ontology annotation, molecular function: calcium ion binding. Lineage: Eukaryota; Choanoflagellata; Craspedida; Salpingoecidae. Bases 1 to 2325 code for a protein of 774 amino acids. Gene Ontology annotation, biological process: signal transduction. The transcript has 11 exons. The record is from RefSeq and is a predicted model, not a curated record.